AUGGACGGCAACGCGACUCCUUCAGCUUUUACUUCCAUGCUGGUCAGCUCCACGGGCAAGCCCAUCCACAUUCCUUCGCAUCUGGACAUUGUCCGCGAAGCUGUCACGACCACUGGCUUCUGGACCAUCCUGUUGACCCUCUUUGCUGCGUGUGUAGUUUAUGACCAGAUUAGCUAUAUCCUUAACAAAGGCUCCAUCGUUGGCCCGACAUGGAAGAUGCCCUUCAUUGGCCCCUUUCUGCAAUCCAUGCACCCGAAAUUCGACGAGUAUUAUGCCAAGUGGGCGAGCGGUCCUCUCAGUUGCGUCUCGGUUUUCCACAAGUUCGUCGUCAUUGCUUCGACCCGAGACAUGGCACGCAAAGUUUUCAACUCUCCAAUGUACGUGAAGCCGUGCGUCGUCGACAUCGCCCACAAGCUGCUGGGCCAUGAUAAUUGGGUCUUCCUGGACGGCAAGGCGCACGUCGACUUCCGAAAGGGCCUCAAUGGUCUCUUCACGCGCAAGGCUUUGGAAUGCUAUCUCCCUGGCCAGGAGGAGGUCUACAACAGGUAUUUCGACAAGUUUGUCAACAUCACCGAGGAAAACGGCGGAAGGCCGGUGCCCUUCAUGCCCGAGUUCCGCGAACUCAUGUGCGCCGUCUCUUGCCGAACUUUUGUCGGACACUACAUGUCGGACGCUGCUGUCAAGAAGAUUGCCGACGACUACUACCUCAUCACGGCCGCUCUGGAGCUCGUCAACUUUCCCAUCAUUGUUCCCUUUACCAAGACAUGGCACGGCAAGAAGGCUGCCGACAUGGUCCUGGGCGAAUUCGCAAAGUGCGCUGCCAAAAGCAAGGUUCGCAUGGCUGGCGGCGGCAACGUCACCUGCAUCAUGGACGGCUGGGUUCUUCAAAUGAUGCAGUCUGAGCGAUGGCGCGAGGCCGAGGCCAACGGCCAAGGCACCGAGGAAAGCAUGGACAAGCCUUGUCCUCUCCUUCGAAUGUUCUCCGACUACGAAAUCGCGCAGACCAUCUUCACCUUUCUCUUUGCCUCCCAGGAUGCCACCAGCAGUGCCGCGACGUGGCUCUUCCAGGUUACCGCACAACGUCCCGACGUUCUCCAACGUGUGCGCGAGGAGAACAUGCAGGUCCGCAACGGCGACCCCAACGCGGAGCUCAACAUGGACCAGCUCGAAUCCCUCACUUACACGCGCGCCGUGGUCCGAGAGCUGCUCCGAUACCGACCGCCCGUGCUGAUGGUGCCUUAUCUUGUCAAGAAGCCUUUUCCCAUUACCGAAUCGUACACGGCACCCAAGGGAUCAAUGGUCAUACCCACCACGUAUAUGGCUUUGCACGAUCCCGAAGUAUACGACAACCCAGACUACUUUGAUCCCGAGAGAUACUACUCUGGAGAUGCCGAGGUGAAGGGUGCCAAGAACUAUCUUGUUUUCGGAACGGGCCCUCACUACUGCCUUGGUCAAGUCUAUGCUCAGCUCAACCUUGCCUUGUUUGUGGGCAAGGCGGCCUGUCAGCUGAAGUGGACUCACCACGCGACGCCCUUAUCCGAGGAGAUUAAGGUGUUUGCGACUAUAUUCCCAAAGGAUGACUGCCCUCUCACUUUUGAGAAGCGUGAGCGGUGA
This is a messenger RNA of Ustilaginoidea virens, 1614 nucleotides long. RefSeq lists its product as uncharacterized. The coding region runs from base 1 to 1614 and encodes 537 amino acids. The transcript has 5 exons. The record is from RefSeq and is a predicted model, not a curated record. Lineage: Eukaryota; Fungi; Ascomycota; Sordariomycetes; Hypocreales; Clavicipitaceae. Gene Ontology annotation, biological process: sterol metabolic process. Gene Ontology annotation, molecular function: oxidoreductase activity, acting on paired donors, with incorporation or reduction of molecular oxygen; iron ion binding; heme binding.